Anolis carolinensis (green anole) is the source of this 1503-nucleotide messenger RNA. Its product is annotated as dnaJ homolog subfamily A member 1. Gene Ontology annotation, biological process: protein refolding; response to heat. Gene Ontology annotation, molecular function: ATP binding; Hsp70 protein binding. The record is from RefSeq and is a predicted model, not a curated record. Lineage: Eukaryota; Metazoa; Chordata; Lepidosauria; Squamata; Anolidae. Gene Ontology annotation, cellular component: cytoplasm; cytosol. The transcript has 7 exons. Bases 286 to 1503 code for a protein of 405 amino acids.
GCUGCGGAGUGUGGGGCGCCCAGGAAGCUGAACGUCGGCUUGGGUGCGGGGCGCUUUCUCAGAAGGUGUCACUGGGAGGAACCAAAGCCUUUUGAGGUUGGAGUGAUUUUUCUUUGGUGCUGUUGGAUGUUGACUGUUCCCAAAAGGAGCAAGCCGGGUUUGCUGUUUUGGUGAAACCGCGCUUCCUUGGAUCCAGAACCCUAGACCUUCGCGGCCUACAGCUUGGAGGCUCACUUGCUAAACUUCCCUUUUCGUGCCUCUUCUCCAGCCCACCUUUGAGAAAAGAUGGUGAGAGAAACAGAAUACUAUGACCUGCUGGGGGUCAAGCCCUACGCCACCAUGGACGAGCUCAAGCGGGCAUACCGGCGGCUGGCCCUGCGGUACCAUCCGGACAAGAACCCCAGUGAAGGGGAGCGGUUCAAACAGAUCUCGCAGGCCUACGAGGUGCUGUCGGACCCGCAGAAAAGAUCGGUCUACGACCGUGGUGGGGACAGGGCCAUGAAGGAAGGGGGGGCCUCGGGCAGGGCUGGGUUCAGGCCCCCCAUGGACAUCUUCAACCUCUUCUUUGGCGGAGCAUCUUCCACCCACGGACCCCGGGUGGAACGGAAAGGCAGGACAGCUUUCCAUCACUUGUUCGUCACCUUGGAGGAGCUGUAUAAAGGCACCACUCGAAAGAUCUCCAUCCAGAAGAAUGUCAUCUGCAAAACCUGUGGUGGCCGUGGAGGCAGAGAAGGGCAUGACCUGAGGUGCCCCAAGUGCCACGGGUCUGGCGUGGAGGUGAUUCUUCACCGGCUCGGCCCAAACAUGAUGCACCAAGUCCAGGCGGUGUGCUCGCAGUGCUUUGGCCAAGGGGAAUGGAUGCAGCCCUUGGAUCGUUGCCUGACUUGCAACGGAAGGAAAGUCAUGCGAGAGAAGAAGAUCCUGGACAUCUGUAUAGAAAAAGGUAUGGCAGACAGGCAAAAGAUCACCUUCCCCAAGGAGGGUGACCAGGUUCCCGGCCUACAUCCUGGAGACGUGGUUGUCGUUCUGGACCAGAAGCAUCACCCAAUCUUCCAGCGCCAGGGCAAUGACCUUGUGAUCAAGCGAGAGGUGACCUUGAUGGACGCUCUCUGCGGCUGCAAGCUGGUCAUCCAGACCCUGGACGGCAGGCGCAUCCUCCUUUUCUCACGGACAGGAACCAUCAUCAAACCAGGGGACAGGAAGUGUGUUCCCAAUGAAGGGAUGCCUAUCCACCACUGCCCCACCCAGAAGGGGAAGCUGAUCAUUGAAUUCCAGGUGAGGUUUCCGGAGCCCGGCUGGCUGCCGCCCCACCAACUGCGCCACUUGCAGACCUUCUUUCCGCCCCGCGAGGAGGUCGUGGCCACGGAAGACAUGGAGGAGGCAGAGCUGCGCGAGUGUUACUCUCAGCCGGAGUUCGGCAACAGGCGCUUCCCUAGCGAGGCCUACCACGAGGAUCACAGCGACGACCCCCUGCGGCACAACGUCCAGUGCCAGACUUCAUAG